Messenger RNA from Sparassis crispa, 939 nucleotides. RefSeq lists its product as hypothetical. Bases 1 to 939 code for a protein of 312 amino acids. NCBI's taxonomy places the organism in Eukaryota, Fungi, Basidiomycota, Agaricomycetes, Polyporales, Sparassidaceae. The transcript is spliced from 2 exons. The record is from RefSeq and is a predicted model, not a curated record.
AUGUUCGACUUCGACACUCCUGGCAUCUCACCAAUCCCUCGACGUGCCCUGUUGGAAGCUACUCCCCUUCCUCCACCAGCUCACACUUUCGACUUUCGCACUCCUGACACCUCCCAACUCCCUCGACGAUUGCUCAUCACUGAGCCCCUUGACGCUACGCCACAUACAUCCAUCCACUUCGAUAGUCAAGCAAGUAUGCCGAUGGCGAGGGGCAUGCUGGUGGAUGAGACACUUGACGCAGAACCAGUGCCGAAACUGCUGGACUUUGACAAUAGUCCUCCCGCCACACCAGGACGACGGCGAGCUCUGGUGAUAGACAGCCCUGGCACAACGCCUGUGCGUAGCCAGGUCCAGUGGCUAAAUAGUCCCAGCGCUUCGCCUCCAAAGAGGCAGCCUUUGUUGGACGAUGUUUUAAGUCCACCGCCUCCGCCAUCGGCGCCCUCUCACUCGCCAGCUCGCACUUUCGAUGACAGCAAUUUCCGCCAUGAUGCACCUGUCAUUCACUAUAUGAAAGGCAGCAUCGAGCCAGUCACUGUUACUUCCAGGAUGCCAAGUCUGGCAGCACUUCCAGAUGAGCUGCCGAUCCAUCGUCCCACCCAUUGGGAACAGGUUCCAGGCUUAUUCCCAGACACCACACAGCUGCUGCCAAUGGCAGUCCCUGGAGAGACGAAUGCCGCUUCUGGCUCACAAGUGGCCCGCUUCGGUAGAUCGUUUGUGCAGAUCGCAGCAGAGGCAGACAGUUCCAUGGACGAUGACGAAGGUGAUAGCUUUGCAGUUAGUCGUCGUCGUGCCAUGUUGUGGGAGCGCAUUGUACGUCUUCAGCGUGAGCUCAACCUCACUGAGGAUAUGCACGUUGCGAACCUUAAUGCCAGCUCGACCGUGUUCCAAAUGGGGUACAUUCUGAGGGACAUUCGUGGCGAGGCGUAUCGCAGCAACUGA